Molecule: messenger RNA, 981 nt
Organism: Astrephomene gubernaculifera
Lineage: Eukaryota; Viridiplantae; Chlorophyta; Chlorophyceae; Chlamydomonadales; Astrephomenaceae
Source: the annotation of a GenBank genome assembly
CAGUUGUUGGACUGCGGUCUCACGUCGGAGCACUUCCUGGUGGCGGACAUGGGAGGCAGGGGGCUGCAGGUGUUGGUGAUGCAGGACAGCAGCCCCUGGAGCGCAUGCGGGCGGAGGAGCAGGAGGCGGCAGCGGCAGCGGCAGCUGGGGGGGCACGGGAGGGGCCGCCGCUGCCCGGCUCAACGCUACGGCCCUCAUUGUACUGCUGCGGCUUUUGCUGCUGCCGCCACUGCCCACCACCCUCCUGCUACCACCCCAACUACUCCCCCUGCCGCCAGCGCACCUUCUGCCCCUGCUUCGACUGCUACUACCGCUCCCCCAUGCAGCAGCAGCAGCAGCAGUAGCAGCAGCAGCAGCAGCAACUCCUCCGUCGCCCUCCACCGGCCCCGCCGCUACUGCUGCUGCAGCCCAGGCGUGUGGGUUCCCCGACCGUGCCUGCGGGAGGUGUCACCGGUACCGCACCCACGACAACCACAUCAGGGGCGGCAGCAAGAACAGCAGCGAGCCGGCACUAACUGCUGUUGCCGCGGCAGUGGCGGCGGUGGUGGCAGCUGCAGCGGUGGUUGCGCCGGUGGUUGCUGGCGUCAGCAGGUCAUUCGCCGUGGCUUAGCGACCCUUGGGUCACUUCCGCGCCUGCAAUACCUGCUGCUCAGCCUGCCGGCCGACUUCCCACCGCCUCUGUCUCCGCUGCCUCUGUUGCCGCUGCCUCCACCGUCGAAAGGGUUAAAAUACACAGCUUGUGAGGAGGAGGAGGUGGAGGAGGUUGCGGCAGGAGCUGUAGUGCCGCCUGCGGACCCCUUGCCGCCCUACGUUUCAUCAUCCACACUGGUUUCUUCUGAGGACCUUACCAACGCACCGGCUCUUGCGUACCUUCCGCACCCCUCCUCCUCCUGCUCCUGCUCUUGUUUCUCACAACCGGUGAUUUCAGAGCUGCUGGCGCCUCUAGGCGCCCUGAGCGGGCUGCGGUGCCUCAUGUUGGAG